This is a messenger RNA of Trichoplax adhaerens, 309 nucleotides long. RefSeq lists its product as uncharacterized. The transcript has 3 exons. Bases 1 to 309 code for a protein of 102 amino acids. The record is from RefSeq and is a predicted model, not a curated record. NCBI's taxonomy places the organism in Eukaryota, Metazoa, Placozoa, Uniplacotomia, Trichoplacea, Trichoplacidae.
AUGGUUAUGCACUUUGGCCCAGGUCUUGAUGUUCCAAUCUUAGUGGCUACAUGUAUUAGCCUGAUUGGUCUAGCCAUUAGUUUGGUUAUUAUUUGCAUAAAUGUAAAUUGUUCGGAUCAUAAGAAAGAAAGGAUGGGAGAGCUAGAAAUUCCGACAAUUGUUAUUGAAGACUACGAUGAAAUUCUCAGAAAAAACGGUGAAGGUGAAAGUGGGAAAGUAAGAAAUGAUUCUCCUGUAAAUAACGAAAAUUUGGUCACACUUGCGCGAAAAAUUUCAACGAAUUCUUAUUCUAAUAAGAAUGAAAUCUGA